Messenger RNA from Syngnathus typhle (broad-nosed pipefish), 2509 nucleotides. RefSeq names its product protein ILRUN-like. The transcript has 6 exons. The coding region runs from base 180 to 1049 and encodes 289 amino acids. NCBI's taxonomy places the organism in Eukaryota, Metazoa, Chordata, Actinopteri, Syngnathiformes, Syngnathidae. Gene Ontology annotation, biological process: macroautophagy. Gene Ontology annotation, molecular function: ubiquitin binding. The record is from RefSeq and is a predicted model, not a curated record. Gene Ontology annotation, cellular component: phagophore assembly site.
ACCAGUUGAACACUUGGUCAAUAGCAAACUUCAAUUGUCAGACAAAAAUGCGGGUUUGUUUGCACUUCUGCUACUUUGAUUUGCUGGAAUUAAAAACAACAUUAGUUCAAAGACUAUAGCGGCUCUGGUCAUUUAAAUUAAUCGUUACGAUUAAUUUAGGAUUAAGAGGCGAAGUGACGAUGGAGGGUAUGGACCUGGACGUAGACCAGGAGCUCACGCAGAAAUUUAGUUGCAUGGGCACAACGGACAAAGACAUCCUCAUCUCGGAGUUCCAGAGGCUGCUCGGCUUUCAGCUUAACCCCGCCGGAUGCGCCUUCUUUCUGGACAUGACCAACUGGAAUUUACAAGCAGCCAUUGGAGCCUACUAUGACUUUGAGAGUCCUAAUAUCAGUGCGCCCUGCAUGUCACUUGUGAAAGAUGUGACUAUUGGUGAAGGGGAAUCAGUUCCGCCUGACACGCGUUUCACCAAGACCUGGAGGAUACAGAACACAGGUGCAGAGUCUUGGCCUCCUGGGGUUUGCCUGAAGUAUGUUGAAGGAGAUCAGUUUGGUCAUGUAAACAUGAUAACGGUCCGGUCUCUAGCCCCUCAGGAAAUGACGGAUGUGAGUGUGCCUAUGCAUAGCCCAGGCUCUCCUGGUAUGUACCAGGGUCUUUGGAGAAUGUGUACAGCGACAGGACUUUACUAUGGAGAUAUUAUUUGGGUGAUCCUGAGCGUGGAGGUCGGCGGCCUUCUUGGUGUCACACAGCAGCUUUCAUCUUUCCAAGCGGAGUUCAACACCCAACCUCAUCGCAACGUAGAGGGAAAUUACAACCCCUUCGCCUCACCAGAGAAAAGCAAAUGGCCCAACGGCAACAGCGACCUCCACCACGAUGGCAGCCAUAAAGUCUCAGAGGAACACUGGCAGGGGAGCCCAAACCAGUUGCAGCCAGAUCAGAAUGGACUUUCACACAACUCUGUGGACAUAGUAGCAAACAGCCUACAAAGCAAUCUGUCAAUAGUCACUUAUAACCAGGGUUUACAGGAGCCUUCCCCGUUUGGUCACUCAUGAAUUUUGGGACUAGUUCUAGAGAAGCUGCAGUAAUAAACGCCUCUGGGGCCUACCACGUGGAUGAGAGAAGGAAGAGGUUCUUCUAUCAGUUGCUGCGGGAAAGUCUGUAAUCAAUUUAUGCAAAGCAACUGUACCCUGCAGCGGCACUCUUGAGCAGCAGAGGUCUCUGAAGUCGGAUCCACCGACAUCCCACCACCACUGUAUGCUCACGUGAAUGCUAAGUUAAAAAGUAGCGCAAUUGAGUCUUUUGAGUGAUCACUUUUUCUUUUUUUCAUACAAUUUAGUAGUCGGACUGCAAAGUUACGUGUAUUGGUCAAAUUGCGUGUGUAUUCUUGUGAGUGUGAGUUCAAGGUGAAACCUUGGAGGAAAAGCCAUUUAUUUUGCCAAUUUAUUCUCCGCUUUGCGCUUUGAUGGCCCAACGUAUCGAUUGCUUGGGUUUCGGGAAAGUUUCCCUUUAACAAAGAAAAAUAAUGUGGUCAUUACAUAAAACGCAUGUCUUGUUUUCUUAAUACACAGAGACUCCAGAAAAUAUGAAAAGCUCAAGCCAGAUAGUGUAUUUGUACACACCCACCCACCCAUUAAAACUGAAGCAAUAGUUUCUGAAAUAGAAUGCACUACAAUGAUCUUCCACUAGAGGGUGUCAUGUUCACUGUACUGGGCCGCUUCACACAUAGUUUGUACCCGAGUUUUUCAGCCACGUUUGAAUUACUGCGAGAAUUUAAUUUUUACAGAACUUAUAUUCUGCACUCUUUAGGAUGCCUCACACUGGUUUUCAUCAGAACGAGACUGGAAAAGCUAGUGUGGGAUGAUUGAACCCAAACUUUGGUUUGCUGUAUAGAAUUAAGUUAAGUAUCUGAGUAAUAUUCAUUGACUAAAAUCAAUUUUUUUACAAGUCAUCUGGUGAGGAAAUAUUAUUAAAUAAGAGCCAUAGGCUUUUGGUCCAAUGUAGAGACAAUUUGGACAACGACCUUUUUUUGUCUGGAGGAUUCAAUUAAACUCGUGUAUCUUUUUGGGAGAAAGCCAGAAUACACAGAGAAUAUUCACACAAUUAUGUGGAGAAGCUGGAGACUCCGCAGCGAAAUCUGAGAUCCAAACUCACAACCUUUGAUGGGCUAACAAACAGGCGCUUCACCGUGCUGCCUUUGAAUUAUUUUCUUUAACGUGUAUGCUGUUUUAUAGUUGACACCUAUUCUAAUCAUGUCUCCAUCUUAUAAGCUCAGGAAUUGCGUGAUUUAUCGCAAUUCCCUAUCCACAGAAUCAAUUUAUCCAUAAUAUCACCGGACUGCAGUUUUUAUGAACUGCAACGCAUUAUUGAAAAAAGUCGAAUCAUGCCCAUUUUCAUUUUAUAGCGCUUGCACAAUAUCCUUUAAUUUGAAUGUAUUUGAUGAAUGUUGAGAAGGAAAAAAACAUUUGGCAAAAUGAUUAAAUAGCCCUCACAUUUGUGUUUGUGUUCAAUACUA